Messenger RNA from Punica granatum (pomegranate), 827 nucleotides. Lineage: Eukaryota; Viridiplantae; Streptophyta; Magnoliopsida; Myrtales; Lythraceae. The record is from RefSeq and is a predicted model, not a curated record.
CUGACUCAGGGAGAGCCCCCACAUCUCAUCGAGAUUCCAAUCUCCAUUCGUCGACUUCUCACUUGCUUAAGUCAAGCCCUUCUCUCUCUCUCUCUCUCUCUCUCUCCAUCUCUCUGAGCUCGUCAAUGGCGGAGUACGACCCACAGCACCGCCACGCGCCGCCGCCAGUCCCCAAGGAGACGGCGGCCCUGCAGGCCCUGAACACCAUAAUACAGCUCCACUUCGAGAAGACCCUCGAGAAAAAGCGCUCCAUCGACCUCCAGAAGAAGCAGCUCCACAAGCUCACCCAGUUCUUCUUCCUCUUCCUCGCUCUCGUCUUCGUCGCCCUCACCAGCGGCGGCGGACGCCUCCAGUGCCGACAUUGCUGGGUCCCCAUCGCCCUGCUCUCCCUCGCCAGCCUCGCAUUCUACGUCUCCGUCGCGCAGACCCUCCGCUGCAUCAACGGAUUCAAGUACCAGCGGCGCUGCCACAAGCUCACCCUCGGCCUCGCCACCGAGAAGCUGAGGGAGAUGAAGAUGAGGAUAAUGACCGGCGCUGGUGGCGGGUUUGAAGACGACGGCGGGGAGUUCGAGAUUCAGUACCAGGAGCCGCCGGAAAGCUACCUGGGGAAGUUCAAGAGGAACUGGGCUCUCCACUUCGGGUUCUUGAUCUUGAUCUACGGCUUCAUGGUCUCGGCCUCUGUUGUCAUCCUCUGCUUCUGAAAAUCGGAAUAAAAUUCAAACUUUUUGCCGGGUUAGAGGGAAAUUCCAUUUGGGAUUUCUUCAGAACUAUGUAUCAUUCAAUCUGUAUGUCUCAAAUCCUGAAACACAGAUUCAUCACUCACAAUA